Molecule: messenger RNA, 788 nt
Organism: Astrephomene gubernaculifera
Lineage: Eukaryota; Viridiplantae; Chlorophyta; Chlorophyceae; Chlamydomonadales; Astrephomenaceae
Source: the annotation of a GenBank genome assembly
ACGCAGAUGACAGCUUCGUUACGACAACGCAACAGCAACGCUAUAUUUGUUUUAUAUUGUUGUUUGCAGCGAAUACCACCAAGCUAUAAGCAGGCGACAUGUGUGAUGCCCCAUCCGGCAAGCCGAGUUCGGCAUGCGACGGCCUCCCGUCAAGUAUAUUUGUUAGCGACGAUACUGAAGUACAUGACGUGCCUAUGUCUGUAAUCCGGAGACCACUCAUGUCAACGGUUGAAAGAGCUAAGGUGGAAGACUUCAAGCAAAAAAUAAAGUCCGGGGUGGCCCUAACACCCAUAGAGGUGGCCUGGGUGGAGCGGCCCGAUGGCUCCUACUACUUCUCAUUCGGCGGCUGCCACCGCUGGGCGGCUCACUCGGAGGUGUUCUCCGCCAGCUGGGCAGCACCACCAUCCCCGCGCGCCUCAUCCGCGUGUCUCCCGCCACCAUCAACACCUACCUGGGAGCCAGUAGCCCCUUCAGGAACCUGGGAUGAGGAAGCUGGGCUGGGAUGAAGAACAUGGGAGCAUUGUGUGCCCCGACCCUGCUGCGUACACAAUCGGAGGGCUGAUGAGCGGGAGGGCGGACAGCGCUGGGAGCAGGGGAGGGCCUGGGGCUGCUGGGUUGGGCGGCAGGUGCGGCACACGGCAUGCGAGUUGCAACUCGCAAGGGGAGUGUAAAGCUGGGCCCAAAUGGUAUCCUGCAUCUUCUCCAUACAUCUGCAGUUUGCAAGCGUGAACAGUGUGUCCGUAUGAUCCAUGGGGGGUAAAGGACACUAUAAUAAAUAUAUUUAGGCG